Siniperca chuatsi (mandarin fish) is the source of this 3028-nucleotide messenger RNA. It is a transcript of the gene slc35c1, whose product is annotated as solute carrier family 35 member C1. The record is from RefSeq and is a predicted model, not a curated record. Gene Ontology annotation, molecular function: antiporter activity. The transcript has 2 exons. Gene Ontology annotation, cellular component: Golgi apparatus. Lineage: Eukaryota; Metazoa; Chordata; Actinopteri; Centrarchiformes; Sinipercidae. Bases 161 to 1261 code for a protein of 366 amino acids. Gene Ontology annotation, biological process: GDP-fucose import into Golgi lumen; protein O-linked glycosylation via fucose.
GAAAAUAUAGAUCGGAAGUCGUAUUGUUAUUGCCGUUGGCGGAACUCAGCCGUCAUGUUUGGAUCGUACAGUUACUGUAGUACUGCCGGGUCUGUAGCUACACAUUAGCUCAUGUAAAUGCUCCAGUUUCUCCCCAGGUUAUUCUCCUUUCUCUGUAAUCAUGAACAGGGCUCAGCUGAAGCGGUCCAGUAUCUUGAGGAUGGCUCUGUCCGGCUCGGAAACAAUGGACCAGGACGGACAUGGAGAGACUUUCAUAUUCCGAGCUGUUAGAAUAGCAGCUGUGGUUGCACUGUACUGGUUUGUUUCAAUAACAAUGGUGUUCCUUAAUAAUUAUCUGCUGGACAACCGAGACUUGGAUGCGCCCUUGUUCGUCACUUUUUAUCAGUGUGUGGUGACUGUUGGACUGUGCUGGCUUAUGCAGCUACUGUCCAAAUUGUGCCCGGGACUCAUCGACUUCCCGUCGGUCAGAUUCGACGUGAAGACGUCCCGGGAGGUCCUGCCGUUGUCCAUUGUGUUCAUUGGCAUGAUCACCUUCAACAACCUGUGCCUGAAAUAUGUCGGAGUGGCUUUCUACACGGUCGGUCGUUCACUCAGCACAGUUUUCAAUGUGCUGCUAUCGUACGUGAUCCUGAAACAAACCACAUCAUUCCAAGCCUUACUGUGCUGUGGGAUCAUACUAGGCGGAUUCUGGCUUGGUGUGGACCAGGAAGGCACGACAGGGUCCCUCUCCUGGUCAGGCGUCUUUUUUGGGGUGCUGGCCAGUGCUUUCGUCUCUCUGAACGCCAUCUACACAAAGAAGGUAAUGCCUGCAGUGGACGGAAACAUCUGGAAACUGUCCUACUACAACAACAUUAAUGCCUGCGUCCUCUUCCUCCCGCUCAUUCUUGUGUUUGGAGAGUUAGGCCGUCUUGCCAGUUUCAGCGAACUCAGCGACCUUGGGUUUUGGGGCAUGAUGACACUCGGAGGAGUAUUUGGUUUCGCCAUCGGCUACGUCACAGGCCUCCAGAUCAAGUAUACCAGUCCACUCACGCACAAUGUGUCAGGGACAGCAAAGGCCUGUGCGCAGACUGUUAUUGCAGUGGUGUACAACUCUUCCAGUAAAAGCUUGCUGUGGUGGACCAGUAACAUGAUGGUGCUGUGUGGCUCGUCAGCCUACACUUGGGUCAAAAGUCUAGAAAUGAAGAAGAAUCCCCACAAAGACCCUCAGGACUCAGCCAAGGAAAAACUGCUGCCAGGGGAGAAAGGCAACUUGGGAGUGUAACCUUUAUAACUAUGCUGAGAAACCUUCAGCUUUUUAUCCAUGUGGUGUGAGAAUGUGAAAUAAUGUCACAUUUAGAAUAUGACUGAUUAGUAAUUGAAGUGGUUUUGGUUGGGUUAAAUAGUCUUGUGGUUUUAUACAGUUUGACUUACGGCUUAAAGGAAUUUGUAUAUAUAUUUUUAUUUAAAGCUAUUCACAUUCAUUUGGGCAUUUUUACAAUUCUUUUUAAAAUGAAACAACUGAGAAAUAUAAUAAUGUGUCUUUUAUGGUGUAGUCUAGAAUGAAGGAAAAAUGUUUUUAUUCACAGGGAGGGUAUAUGUCCUCAGAUUGAGGCGUCAUAGCGAAAUAUAAACUUUUUUACACCUAUAUGCCAUUUUUAUGAAUGCAUGUUACUAUCUUGUUAAUGUUUUUAGGGUAGCCUCUGGCUAGGAACAUGCCUGCUUCCUCAAAUAUGAACAAAGCCAAGACAACAGGAACUGUAAUAUCCUGGUGUUUAUGGAGGAUGCAACAGGCAGGUAAUCAGAAACCUCGUGUCAGUGGGACUGACAUAAUCUGCUUUUUAUCUCCAAAGAAAACCCUCCUGCAUUUUAAACUGCUGCACUCAUAAACUUGUACAUUAUUUACUAGAGCACAUGUUUCUAAACCGAGUCAAUAUUUGAAUUGUAAACAUAGACGAUGACAUAAGGUCUAUGAAAAUAUAUUUGCAUUUAAAAACAAAAGUGGGACAGACUGAAAGAGAGCCCUGUUAGAAUAUCUACUUAAAGGUCUCUCGUGUUUAACGUGGUGUUCUUACAUUUACAUGUGUCAGUAUCUUUACAUGUCACUGCAGUGUACAAUUGCACCACAACUGAGAAGUCUUUGUUUGCAAUUGUCAUUCACUCUUAACUUCCAGUGUGACAUAUCAGGUACCUCUUUACCAGCCUGAUAAUGUUUGGGUAAACCAUUGUCUGUAUUCCAAACCAGCAUUUUAAAAUAUCUUUAAAUCAUUGUAACAUUUCAGUGGAACAAAGGCAGAGCCAGGGAGCUUAUUGAAAAGAAAACACUAAAGAUGGUGUACAAUUCAACUGUUUUCAAGCUUUCCUAGGGAAGAUUAAAAGGGAAGCUUGUGCUUUCACUAUUAAACAAUGGAUUUCAAGGUUAUUUUUAUUUAAAUAGUUAUAUAUAUAUUUUGUGUCAAUCUACAUUCUCUAAAUGCAGCUUAAAUUUAGAGACUGUAUUAUCAAUUAUAUAUCUUCAGAUGUAAUCUUGUGAUAAUUCAGAGCCAGGUGAAAUGAACCAGUAAGACAGCUUAACUUCCUUAUGUUUGUGCUUAUUCCUGAUGUGUGUGAGAAGUUAAUGAAGCCGGUGGUCAUGUGAUUUUUAGCACACUGAAGCCAGACAUUGACGCACACUGCCGUCGUAUGUGGGCUUUGAAAGGUCAAUACUGUGUGAAAUAGUCUGCUUCAAGCGUAAAAUCACUGAGUAUUUCCACACAGACCACUGGAUCACAUUUAUCAAGAUGACCAAUGCUUGGCACAUGGAGCAGUUGGCGUCUGAUGAAGUUAACAUUUUAACAGAUCCCUCCUUCUGAAGUUGAUGUUUGAAGGCAGAACGGCAAAAGAAGGACUCACAAUGAGAACAUUGUUAAUGUAUUUAUGACCGUCAUUAUAAAGAGCAUUAAGAAUAUCCUUAAACCUGCUGAGAUUGUCUUGACCAGGUCUCUCUUGAGAAUGAAACCCUGUGUCUCAAUGUGAUUACCUGUCUAAAUAAAGGUUAAAUAAAUAAAUAAAA